UGUCCAAAGUAGUAACGGAACACACGUUAUGCUCAUGAGCGUUUUCUCCGGACAGUGCCGUCUUUAGAAAUACGAAGAUAUAUCCGCGGUGGUUAUUUUACGGGUUUCCUGCCUCCCCAGGCCCACAGUGCAUCUUCUGGUGCUGACGAGGCGGAGUUCUGAUCAGGCGGACGCCGCGGACAGCCCGACGUUCGCCGGGCUUCGGCGGGCGAGGGAAGACCCGAGAGUCGCAGGCUGCGCAAGAUGGCGACUGCGGCCGCAUCCUCUGCGUCCGAGCCGGAGGUAGAGCCCCAGGCCGGGCCUGAGGCCGAGGGAGAGGAGGAUGAGGCGAAGGCGGCCAGCGUGGACAGGAAGGUGCUGUCCCGCGCCGUGGCCGCCGACGCGGCCAAGGGGCCAGGGUGGGACCUGCAGCGGGAAGGCGUGAGCGAGAGCGACGGAGAUGAGGAGGACGCCAUGGCUUCCUCCGCCGAGAGCUCCCCCGGGGAGGACGAGUGGGAGGACGACGAGGAGGAGGAGAAAAACCAGCUGGAGAUCGAGCGGCUGGAGGAGCAGCUGUCCAUCAACGGCUAUGACUACAACUGCCAUGUGGAGCUCAUCAGGCUGCUGCGGCUGGAAGGGGAGCUCAACAAAGUGAGGAUGGCCCGCCAGAAGAUGAGCGAGCUCUUCCCCUUGACUGAAGAGCUCUGGCUGGAGUGGCUGCAUGAUGAGAUCAGCAUGGCCAUGGAUGGCCUGGAUCGAGAACACGUGUAUGAGCUCUUCGAGAGAGCCGUGAAGGACUACAUCUGUCCGAACAUUUGGCUAGAGUAUGGCCAGUACUCUGUUGGUGGCAUUGGUCAGAAAGGUGGCCUGGAGAAGGUCCGCUCUGUGUUUGAAAGAGCGCUGUCAUCUGUUGGCUUACACGUGACGAAAGGCCUGGCCAUCUGGGAGGCUUACCGAGAGUUUGAAAGUGCCAUCGUGGAAGCUGCUCGGCCCAUAGCUGCCUUCCUUUCCCCUUCUGACCGGGAACAAACCUUUGAUUCACAGCUGGAGAAAGUUCACAGCCUCUUCCGUCGACAGCUGGCGAUCCCAUUGUACGAUAUGGAGGCCACCUUGGCAGAGUAUGAAGAAUGGUCAGAAGAUCCCAUCCCAGAGUCGGUACUUCAGAGCUAUCAGAAAGCCCUGGAGCAGCUGGAGAAAUACAAGCCCUACGAGGAGGCCCUGUUGCAAGCAGAGGCCCCAAGGCUGGCGGAAUACCAAGCGUACAUCGAUUUUGAGAUGAAAAUUGGGGAUCCUGCUCGUAUUCAGUUGAUCUUCGAGCGCGCCCUGGUGGAGAACUGCCUGGUCCCAGACUUAUGGAUCCGCUACAGUCGGUACCUAGAUCGACAGCUGAAAGUAAAGGAUUUGGUUUUAUCUGUACACAGCCGUGCUGUGAGGAACUGCCCAUGGACAGUUGCCCUGUGGAGUCGCUAUCUCUUGGCCAUGGAGAGACACGGAGUGGACCAUCAAAUGAUUUCUGCAACCUUUGAGAAUGCUCUGAGUGCUGGCUUCAUCCAGGCCACUGACUAUGUGGAGAUUUGGCAGGUGUACCUAGACUACCUGAGGAGAAGGGUUGACUUUAAACAAGACUCUAGCAAGGAGCUGGAAGAGUUGCGCUCCAUGUUCACACGUGCUCUGGAGUAUCUGCAGCAGGAGGUGGAGGAGCGUUUCAACGAGAGUGGAGAUCCAAGCUGUGUGAUCAUGCAGAGCUGGGCUCGGGUUGAGGCUCGCCUGUGCAAUAAUAUGCAGAAAGCUCGAGAACUCUGGGAUAGCAUUAUGACCAGAGGAAAUGCCAAGUAUGCCAACAUGUGGCUGGAGUAUUACAACUUGGAAAGGGCACACGGUGACACGCAGCACUGUCGGAAAGCUCUGCACCGAGCUGUCCAGUGCACGAGUGACUACCCUGAGCACGUCUGCGAAGUGUUGCUCACCAUGGAGAGGACAGAAGGAACCUUAGAAGAUUGGGAUGUGGCCAUUCAGAAAACUGAAACUCGCUUGGCUCGAGUGAAUGAGCAGAGGAUGAAGGCUGCAGAGAAGGAAGCGGCUCUUGUGCAGCAGGAAGAAGAAAGGGCUGAACAGCGGAAGAAGGUGCGGGCCGAGAAGAAAGCCUUGAAAAAGAAGAAAAAGACCCACGGUGCAGAGAAACGCAAGGUGGAUGAGGAGGACGAGGAGGAGGAAGAGCAGCCUUCCAAACGCAGAAGGGUGGAGAACAGUCUGGCCUCCGGAGUGGCCUCGACCAUGCAGGAAGACACAGAACUCUCUGGGAAAUGUGUAACGAUAGAUGUUGCUUCUCCUUCCAAGCAGAAGGAGAAGGCAGCCUCCCUCAAGCUGGACAUGCCCAAAGUGGCGCACGAUAGCAGUAAAGACAGGGUCACUGUCUUUGUCAGCAACUUGCCCUACAGCAUGGAUGAGCCAGAGGUGAAGCUCAGGCCACUCUUUGAGGCCUGUGGGGAGGUGGUCCAGAUCAGGCCGGUCUUCAGCAACCGUGGGGACUUCCGAGGCUACUGCUAUGUGGAGUUUAAAGAGGAGAAGUCAGCGCAGCAGGCCUUGGAGCUGGACAGGAAGAAUGUGGAAGGAAGGCCGAUGUUUGUUUCCCCUUGUGUGGACAAGAGCAAAAACCCCGAUUUUAAGGUGUUCAGAUACAGCACCACCCUGGAGAAACACAAGCUCUUCAUCUCGGGCCUGCCCUUCUCCUGCACCAAAGAGGAGCUCGAGGACAUCUGUAAGGCUCAUGGCACCGUAAAGGACCUCAGACUGGUUACCAACAGGGCUGGCAAGCCGAAGGGCCUGGCCUAUGUGGAAUAUGAAAGCGAAUCCCAGGCAUCACAGGCAGUGAUGAAGAUGGACGGCAUGACCAUCAAAGAGAAUGUCAUUAAAGUGGCAAUCAGCAACCCCCCUCAGCGGAAAGUUCCAGAGAAGCUGGAAGUGAGGACAGCACCAGGGGCCCCUAUGCUACCUCGGCAGAUGUAUGGCGCGCGCGGGAAGGGAAGGACCCAGCUCUCUCUCCUUCCUCGGGCUCUGCAGCGCCACAGUGCUGCUCCUCAGGCCGAGAAUGGCCCUGCCGUGGGACCAGCUGUCACCACCUCCAUGGCCACUGAGGCUCCUAAGAUGUCCAAUGCUGAUUUUGCGAAGUUGCUUCUGAGAAAGUGAAGAGGGCUCCGAGAGAUAGGAAAUGCCUUACUCCUUCAUGCUGGCCGGUCAGGCCACUGCAGGCCCUGGAGACAAGGGCUGGAUACUCAACCCAUCUCCCACAAAUUGUCCUCUGAUGUAGACAGGAAGGAAAUGCCUACAUUGAGCAUGGCGGCGAGGAGUGUUCCCUCAUAUUGAGGGUGGAGGCCGACUGCUCUCAGGCCGUCCCCAGGUACUUCAGUGUCCUAACAAGGAGGAACUCAACUUUUGGGGCCCACUCGUCCUGAUACUUUAACCACCUCUGGCCCUUUUUCUACAAACCUGCCCACCCCCACCCUCCCCAGCCCUGCACAGCACGAGUGCCCAUGGCUCUUUAAACCUAGAAGAUAAAAUGGAAGAUGCUUGUCACUCAUCAGAAUGGCCUAUUUAGUAAGUGCAGGUGGGGAUAUCACAGAGAACACAUUGGAUGGGCUUUUGUCCAAAGAGGCUGAGUUUUUCUAUUGUGUAUUUGUAAUUGACACUUCAACUGUUUUAUGUUCCCUAAAGUGAAUGUCUGUGACAUUUGUUUAUAUAGGAAUGUGUGUGCCACCCGCUGUGGACCAUUUUCUUUGCCCGCUGACUGGAGACCUAUGUCCUCUGUCCAAACACUUGUGUCUAAAGGCUUUGUCGAGCGCAAUGAAUUCCCCACUUAGCUUUGUUUAUUAAAGUGACGUUCUCUUACCGAA
Mesocricetus auratus (golden hamster) is the source of this 3869-nucleotide messenger RNA. It is a transcript of the gene Sart3, whose product is annotated as spliceosome associated factor 3, U4/U6 recycling protein. The coding region runs from base 244 to 3165 and encodes 973 amino acids. Gene Ontology annotation, biological process: mRNA splicing, via spliceosome. Gene Ontology annotation, cellular component: ASAP complex; cytoplasm; nucleoplasm. The record is from RefSeq and is a predicted model, not a curated record. The transcript has 19 exons. Gene Ontology annotation, molecular function: RNA binding; protein binding. NCBI's taxonomy places the organism in Eukaryota, Metazoa, Chordata, Mammalia, Rodentia, Cricetidae.